GCUGCGCGCUGUGCCUGUGCGCCCUCCGUGCGUCACAGCGCCGAGACUCCGUACAGACGAGAAGAUGUCCGGCACCAGGCAGCUGUCGGUGGCGUCGGUCCUGUGUCUGAGUGUCAGCUGGCUGUGGGCGGCCGGUGCCACGGCAGGAACCAGAUCGGUGAUCCUCCACAGCGCCCUGGAACGGGUCCCGGUCACGCUGAACGACAUGCUGCGGGAGGUGGAGGAGCUGAUGGAGGACACGCAACACAUCCUGGAGGAGGCGGUGGACCAGAUAUCUACAGAGAGUGCCAAAUCUUCUUUAACCUCACUGGAUCUGAACUACCACAACAAAACUGGAAAGGAUGGACGAAGUCUUCAGGUCUUCGACAAAACCGACAAGGAGAACAAUAAUGAAACAGGAGAAACUCAUAUUUCACAUGUUCACGUGGAGAUUUCCCAACACCGGAACAACGUGGAUCAUGAGUGCAUGGUCGAUGAAGACUGUGGAGAAUCCAGAUACUGUCUGUAUGAGAUCAAGAACUCAAAGUGCCUUCCCUGCAUACCGACCGACAUGCCCUGCACAAAGGAUGAGGAGUGCUGCUCGGAUCAGAUGUGCGUUUGGGGUCAGUGUACAGUCAAUGCCACUGAAGGAAUAGAGGGGGCAAUCUGCCAGCUUCAGACCGACUGUGGGCCAGACCUCUGCUGUGCUUUUCUACGCGAGCUCUUAUUCCCAGUGUGUCAACUCAAACCAAAGAAAGGGGAGUCGUGCCUGAGCCACCCCAAUCUGCUGAUGGACAUGCUGGCCUGGGACCAGGAGGGUCCUCGUGACCACUGCCCCUGUGUUAGUGACCUACAGUGCCAGCCUCACGGCAGGCGUGGAUCUGUUUGUGGAGAGUAGAAGAAAUACAGCGAAAACAUCUCAUGAUGUCCAGCUUCUUACUGGAAACCCACCAAAGACAACUCAACAAACCGACGUAUUACAGAAUGGGAACUUGCUUCAGGACACAAUUUGGGCUGUGUGUUAUUUAUGCAUCACUAACAAUAUGUAUUAUGCUUUAUUAAAGAAAUUAAAUCAC
Thalassophryne amazonica is the source of this 1055-nucleotide messenger RNA. Its product is annotated as dickkopf-related protein 3-like. Gene Ontology annotation, cellular component: extracellular region. NCBI's taxonomy places the organism in Eukaryota, Metazoa, Chordata, Actinopteri, Batrachoidiformes, Batrachoididae. The record is from RefSeq and is a predicted model, not a curated record. Gene Ontology annotation, biological process: negative regulation of canonical Wnt signaling pathway; multicellular organism development. Gene Ontology annotation, molecular function: receptor antagonist activity; co-receptor binding. The coding region runs from base 65 to 877 and encodes 270 amino acids. The transcript has 7 exons.